Molecule: messenger RNA, 2322 nt
Organism: Macrobrachium nipponense
Lineage: Eukaryota; Metazoa; Arthropoda; Malacostraca; Decapoda; Palaemonidae
Product: glutamate receptor-like
Exons: 13
Coding region: 1-2322 (773 amino acids)
Cellular component (GO): membrane
Molecular function (GO): ligand-gated monoatomic ion channel activity
Source: RefSeq, a predicted model, not a curated record
AUGAGGCGGAUGUACCCGACCAGCGAAGAGGCUUUGAACCUGAGAGCACAGCUGGUUGGGCUGUGGUUCCUGGGGAUGUCCCUCCAGAUGAUAUCGCACAGCACAGGACUGAGCAUCUCGACGGCCUACCGCUGGAUCAAGAGGUGGCAGCAAGAGGGCCACCUCCACAGUCGCACCAGAGCCAAGAGGAGGUCCUUGGGAACUUCCCCAGCAGGCGGACAGCAUCAGAGGCCUAACCCGGAUAUAUGCAACGGGUGCCUCCGACGAGUUGUUAGCAAAUACGAUUAUUUGCGAAGAUUUGAAAGACAAAACACAGGUCCGUCAGAUUUGAUCGAAGAGGCGUCGGGUGCCAUGCGAGCUGUCUUCAUGGAGUCAGCACUCAGAGACUAUUUCCUCUACAUCGUAACCGAUGGUAGUACCACUCAGGCAGCGAAUACGUCUAAGCUUGCAGGAGGAAUUGGGACUUACAUGGGAAAAGCUUCCUUCGAGGUACCCCCCUCUCAUUGGGACGGUUCUGCCUUGCCCUCGUAUAUCCAUCGGCUGAGCAGUGAAACGAACAAUCCAUGCAUCGUUUUAGCGAGCAACGAGAGGGAUUUCUUUUCUGAUGUCUUAGGAUCACUGUACGAGAGGAACCUCCUCGUCUGGUCUACGAGAGUCCUAAUCAUCACGAGGCUUCCCAUGAAGGACCUCCAACCAGUGGCGGAUAUACUUUCGAAAGUCAACGGCAUGGUGGUACUCGUCCCCACUCAAGGAGGUCACCAGAAAAAGUACAGGAUUUAUGUGUACAUUCCUUACAGCCAACGAGCCCUAGAAAUCGCUAUGUGGAGCCAGGACACCGGCCUGAGUUACAAAACAGAGUAUCGCAUGUUUCCCAAUAAAUUUGACAGACUAAUAGACGGAGGGCACUUGAAAACCACGGCAGAAAUAUACGCUCCGCACAUAAUGCUAAAGAGGAAAUCGAGGACUGGCGAUAAACAUCCACACAACCCUUUUUAUGGUCCGGUUGUCGAGCUCUUCAACAUUCUUAUCUCGAGGAUGAACUUCACGUACACAGUGACCCGACCACCAGAUGGCGCUUGGGGGUACAGAUACCCCAAUGGAACGUGGAAUGGCAUGGUGGGGAUGCUUAAGCGAAAGGAAGUAGACUUGGCAUUCGUUCCAUUCAGCGUCCUGUACACUAGAGCCCAAGUCCUGGACUACACGGCAACGCUCAUGAUCGACUACGGCAGGAUUCUGGCUCGGAAGGGCAAGACCGAAAUCAAUCCCUGGGGAUUCCUGAUGCCCCUCACGCCAGGCGUAUGGCUCUGUCUUCUGUCUUCUCUGGGACUGGUCAUGGCCGUCUCUUUUACUAUUUCUUCAUUUAUGCAGAAAUAUGAGUGGCCUUCAGAGUUUUCCUUAAGAAAUUACGUAAGAAUUUUCUUAAUCCAAGAUCUGGAAGAUAAAUCCGUCAAAGACGUAGCCAGAAGCAUCCUGGCAGCAGCGUGGAUGAUAGCACUGGUGGUCGUGAUGGAAAGUUACGCUGGGAAUCUGAGGUCUCUUCUGAUUGUCCGUUACGUACCGCAGCCGUACCACAGAGUUCGAGCUGUGUUGGAUGACCCUCGAAUCACGGUUCUGUGGAUGUCGGGAGGUUCAUAUCAGCAGAUCUUAUACAGCAUUGAAACGGGAGACUUCAAAGAGCUGGCAAAUGCGGAGCAGCGCAAGAUUUCCUACUUGGAAUUUACCAAUUUCGAGGACAAAGUCAUCACCAAAGUGUCCCGUGGGGAUCACGUCAUGAUGUGGGAGGGGCUUGCUCUCGAGAUCAUAUUGACUCGUCAUUACUCGGAGACGGGGACCUGCUUAUUCUACCUCUCCAAGGAACGGUUCUUCCCCCUCAUGAGUGCUAUGGGAACCCAGAAAUUCAGUCCCCUCAUCCCAGCUCUUAAUAAAAGGAUCAUGCGGGUCACCGAAAGUGGACUUUAUUACCAGUGGAUCAAAGGCGAAAUGAAAAACUUCACCUUCUGUGCCAACGCUCCCACUACAAUACUUGUGCAGUCGUCAUUGUCUCUUAAUAAUCUUUGGAAGGAAACGCACGAUGAGGCGGAUGUACCCGACCAGCGAAGAGACUUUGAACCUGAGAGCACACCUGGUUGGGCUGUGGUUCCUGGGGAUGUCCCUCCAGAUGAUAUCGUACCUAACAGGACUGAGCAUCUCGACGGCCUACCGCUGGAUCAAGAGGUGGCAGCGAGAGGGCCACCUCCACAGUCGCACCAGAGCCAAGAGGAGGUCCUUGGGAACUUCCCCAGCAGGCGGACAGCAUCAGAGGCCUACCCCGGAUAUAUGUAA